Labrus bergylta (ballan wrasse) is the source of this 2025-nucleotide messenger RNA. RefSeq names its product POU class 2 homeobox associating-factor 2. The record is from RefSeq and is a predicted model, not a curated record. Lineage: Eukaryota; Metazoa; Chordata; Actinopteri; Labriformes; Labridae. Gene Ontology annotation, molecular function: DNA binding; POU domain binding.
UGUUCCAUGUGUCCCUGCCCUCCUGUCAGCAUAGUUAAAGCCCCUGCCGUGGCACGCCACACACAGUAUGGUGCUGCUCACUGGGAUUUAGCUACUGUAGGCAAAUACAGCAGAGGGAGAACACAGAGGCCUGUGUGUGUGUAUAUGUGUGUGUGUGUUUGUGUGUGUGUGUGUGUGUCGGACUGCUCCACAGCAUCAUGGACACAGAAUAUUCUAAGAGGGUGUACCAAGGCGUUCGAGUCAAGCACACAGUCAAAGACCUGCUGGCAGAGAAGCGAUCCCGACAGACAAGUGGGCCCAGAUACAGUGGAGGAUCCACCACUCCACCUUCGUUCGUCCAGAUGCCAGGGUCCCACAUGCUGCCCAGCUACUACGGCAUGAGGCGUCCCUUCAUGUCAGACUCAGACUUCUGCCCGUCCACCAAGCAGUUCUCCCCGGACGUCUACUCGUCCGCGCUGGGGGGGAAACCUCUGGGCUGCGAGCCCUCCUCCAUGAGCAGCUACUCCUCCCUCAUCGACAGCUACUACCCCGAGACCUUCGGGGACUACCGCAGUGCCGCCGCCUUCUCCAGCUCCGGGGGGUCCUUCCUGCCCUCGUCUGCCCUCUCCUCUCUGCUGCCUCCGUUCGGUGGAGAGUCUUCACAUUUAUUUCUGAGAGACUCGUGGGAGCAGUCGGUUCCAGAGCCCGUAUCCCAGAUGGAGUCUCUGUGUCCUGACAGCCUGGCCUCCGUCAGUGUCCCGCCCUCCAUGCCCAGCCGACCCCCCGGGAGUCCCUCCCAGUACCGCUCCCCUAGCCGAGGCUCCUCCCUGGUCUCCAGCAGCCAGCCCUACACCCUGCACCCUCUGGAUGACAACCACUACCACCCGCUGACCACCAGCAGCUCCUACCCGCUCCCGUCCACCUCCUUCUCCUGCCCCCCUUACAUGAGCAGCUCCGUCAGCGACCUGGUGUCCAAGAUGGUGACGGAGGAGGCCGCGGACAGCCUCCCCGCUAACGGCGAGGGUCACCCCUGCUGGGCCAAAGAGGACGGCGUGAGCUCCUGGUCGCCCUACGAGAUCAGGAGGGCUUACUGAGGCAGAGAGCGGAGAUUUCACAGACAAUUAAAGCAUGAACUUGACAGAACAGCUGUAAAGCUUGUUUGAUAAGACAAUGUCAGACCCUUUACCAAAGAGAAAAUUAACAUGUUGAUAUGUUUGGACUAUGUUGGCCGAGCUGCCUGUUUUACAUCCUUUUCUGUCUCCUUUCUGUGUGUAAUAUAUGUGCUUGUGUUUUACGUUAAUGACACAGCGUGACAAGCAUGGACUGAAAAACAACUCCUUUGGAAAAAAAGAUUAAGUGAUGUAGUUUGGUAAACCUAAAAGGGCCGCCACUUCUUGAUGUAUCAUAUAAAGACUUCAGAGAAUCAUCCUGAGGUAGAGGAUGAACUGCAAACAGAUUUUAGUCGACGAUAUCAAAGGUGUAUCUUGCAAUGUGAAUGGCUGACAGUUUUCUUGUCCAAAGUGACAUAUAUAUAUAUAUUGGACGACACUAGACUAUACAUUAAAAUACUAAGUUAAAGUUAUUUCUGUCCUCCACAAAAGAGUUUGCAGUUGGAUGUUAUGUGGCUCCUUCAAACGGAGAUAAGCCCAUAUAAAGGUGACACUAAGUUUGGUGCAGAAACACAAGCAUUACACCUGAUGCUUUUUCCCCUCAGCAUCGUUUGUGGAAAUGAAUGACUGACUUUAUGGUUAGAAGAUCAUUUCAGAGAAACAAUCCAAUUCAUUACAAAUAUUUUAGUUCGCAUUUUGUCAAAAACACAACAUCUCCACGAUGAAUUGGUGCCAUUGCAUCUUGCUUUCCACUGGUCUGUGUGUUUAGUCUCUACAUGCUAUUGUCUAUCUUCUGCCUGAGCCCGUAAGAAAGUGACAUCUAAAGUUAGAGUGGAAAGGGUUUAGAUUUCAGAGUAGUUACUUCAAAUGUACACGUCGAUAAUGUAGAAUGAUUUACAUUUUGUGUUUCAGUGAAAAUAAACAGACAAGCAGAAUU